Molecule: messenger RNA, 2538 nt
Organism: Glycine soja
Lineage: Eukaryota; Viridiplantae; Streptophyta; Magnoliopsida; Fabales; Fabaceae
Exons: 3
Coding region: 1-2538 (845 amino acids)
Source: RefSeq, a predicted model, not a curated record
AUGGACAAAUUGGAGGAGGCCAUUAGCCGCCUCAGCCUUGGUCACACCAACCUCAACACGAAGGUUGAGUCCAUCCACACUUCCCUCACCGCAAAGAUUGAUUCCCUUCUCGAACGCUUCGCCGCCAUUUCUACUCCGCCGCAUUCCCCAUCUUCCUCGCCAAUUCAGCCUCUGACACCGGUCCACCGCCACCACAUGAAGCUGGAUGUCCCACGCUUCGACGGCUCGGAUCCUCUCGGCUGGAUAUUCAAAAUAUCCCAAUUUUUCGAUUAUCAGGGGAUUCCUGAUCAGGAGCGUCUCACGGUCGCGGCGUUUUACAUGGACGGCCCGGCGUUGUCCUGGUAUCAGUGGAUGUCCAGGAAUGGCUUCUUCCCUUCGUGGUCUGUGAUGUUGCAGACCGGCACCGUGAGUGAUUACCUCACAGAUUUUGAGCAUCUCGCGAACCGAACAUUAGGUCUUUCCCCUUCGUGUUUGCUGAGCUGCUUUAUAUCAGGGUUGAGUCCGGAGCUCCGCCGUGAGGUCCAAGCUCUGCGUCCUCUUUCCCUCCCGCAAGCUACAGAACUUGCGAGGCUCCAGGAAGAUAAGAUGCUUGACCGCCGCCGCGGCACUCGAGCACCUUCGCACCCAAACCCUACCUUCAAUCCUCGAUCCUCCCCAAAUCCAUCCACGGCGCAUCCUAAAGUUCCUCUGAAACGCCUCACGACAAAGGAGAUGGCAACUCGCAGAGAUCAAGGCCUCUGCUACCACUGUGAUGACAAGUGGUCACAGGGUCACAGGUGCAAGCCUCGUCUGCAUCUCCUAAUCGCAGACGAAGACCUAGAACCUUCUUCGGGAUUCCCCCUUCUAGAUUCCCUUACCUACACCACACCCGAACCUGGGUUGACUCCACAAAUUAGCCUUAAUGCCAUGGAAGGCACUCCGGCACCCCAAACCUUCAGACUCCUCGGCUCCCUGUGCCAUCAUCAGGCCGUGAUCCUCGUAGACGGAGGAAGCACACAUAAUUUCAUUCAAUCACGUGUGGCCAAGUUCCUCACGUUACCCACAACCCCGACGGCGACCCUGAAGGUGGGCAACGACCACACCUUGGACUGUGAUACGAUAUCGUUUCAAGUCCCUCUCUCCAUCCAAGGUCACGACUUCAGACUUGACCUGUACCACUUACCCCUCUGCGGAGCAGACAUUGUGUUAGGGGUCCAAUGGUUAAAACUCUUGGGCCCAAUUACAACAGACUACCACAACCUUACCAUGACUUUUGUGCACAUGGGCCAACCCAUUACACUUAACGCUGAUGCACCCCCCAUUCCAUCUGCAGCCUCCGUCCAUCAGCUUAAACGCCUAGCCCAAACCCAGAGCAUCUCUGCUCUGUUUCAUAUCUCCACCACGCCAAACCGACACACCUCCCUCCUUCCCCAAACCACUCCGGUCAACGUCCGUCCCUACAGAUAUCCGCAUUUCCAGAAGGCCGAAAUUGGGAAGCAGAUCGCCGCCAUGCUCGCCGCCAACCUCAUUCAACCCAGCUACUCUCCUUUCUCUUCACCUAUACUCUUGGUCAAGAAGAAAGAUGGAUCGUGGAGAUGUUGCGUGGAUUACCGGGCGCUUAACGCAGUCACCAUUAAAGAUAGAUUUCCCAUGCCGACAAUUGAUGAAUUGUUGGAUGAUCUAGGACAAGCUGUGUGGUUUUCGAAGCUGGAUUUGCGUCAAGGAUUUCACCAAAUCUGCAUGGCGGAGGAGGAUAUACACAAGACAGUUUUUCGAACGCAUCAGGGACACUACAAGUUCAAGGUCAUGUCGUUUGGCCUCUGCAACGCGCCGUCGAUGUUUCAGGCGGCCAUGAACGACACCUUUAAGCCCUUCUUGAGGAAACAUGUGGCGGUGUUCUUUGAUGACAUUUUGGUCUAUAGUGCUGACUUGGCCACGCAUGUCUCUCACCUCGACUCCGUUCUGGAUACACUAUCAGCUCGACAAUUCCUUCUCCGGCGUACUAAGUGCCUCUUUGCCCAAACUCAGCUUAACUAUUUGGGCCACGUUAUUUCCUUUGAUGGCAUUGCUCCUGACCCAGAAAAGAUCUCUGCGAUGCUGGCCUGGCCUGUACCCACAUCUCCGACAGCUCUUCAUGGAUUCUUGGGUCUCACCGGUUUCUACCGGAAAUUCAUUAAGAACUACGCAGCAAUCGCCUCUCCCCUCACGUCAUUAUUGCGGAAGGAGCAAUUCUCGUGGUCCGCGGAAGCCUUGCAAGCUUUUCAAGCACUUCAGCAAGCUAUGGUACAAGCCCCCGUCCUCGCCAACCCGAAUUUUUCUCGGCCAUUCACCAUUGAAACGGACGCCUCCGCUUCAGCCAUGGGUGUGGUUUUACUCCAAGACGAUCACCUUAUUGCUUAUCACAACAAGGUACUAUGUCCACGAUUGCAGCGAGCCUCGGCGUAUAUCCGCGAGCUCCACGCCAUCACCUCCGCCGUUAGGAAAUGGCGUCACUAUCUGCUGGGAACGUCCUUCACGAUCCUCACAGACCAUAGAAGUCUAAAGGACCUUAUGUCUUAG